This is a messenger RNA of Felis catus (domestic cat), 3577 nucleotides long. RefSeq names its product aldehyde dehydrogenase 1 family member B1 (gene ALDH1B1). Bases 962 to 2521 code for a protein of 519 amino acids. Gene Ontology annotation, molecular function: aldehyde dehydrogenase (NAD+) activity. The transcript has 3 exons. NCBI's taxonomy places the organism in Eukaryota, Metazoa, Chordata, Mammalia, Carnivora, Felidae. The record is from RefSeq and is a predicted model, not a curated record.
AGGGCACUGGGGUCCCGCGGCGCUGCCGGCUCCGCCUCGCUCGCGGCCCGCCGCCGCCUGCCGCGUGAGGUUGCCAGUAGGAGCCCCCGCGCUCAGAGGCCAGACUUGUGCGCAUCUCCGGGUGCCCGCGCGCCGUGCACCUCAGGGACCCCCACUGUUGGAGGGGGGACACGGGGGUUAAUUAUCCCCGGACAUUCCUAAUGUACAGCAUGAUCCGCGCGAGGGAAGUGCGGCCCGGGACCCCUCGGGGACAGGGUGCCUAAUCCCCUUCUUGAAGGGACAGAGACUCCGGUCAGCCCCCGCGUGCCAGAUCUUCGGAGGAGUCUCUAUGCUGACGAGCGUGUUAGCAGUCGGCAUGACUGAUGCAGCCGGGGCCCGGCACCCUUCGCGGCGCCAGGCCGAGGGGAGGCCGGACGUUGGCUUCCCUUUUCACCCCUGAGGAAGUCGGGGCUUUAACCCCGUGCACUGCCAACCCGAGGACCAAAGGAGGGCCACCCAGGUGGGCCUGGCUGCCACUUCCCGGUCUGGUGGCGCCGAAAUGAUGUCAUCUCCACUAGUCUCUACUUCGCAACUUAAGAUCGUCCUUUGAUUAUUGACCAAAACUGAGGAAACUGAGGCCGAGGGAGGGGGCCCGCUUGCCCAGUGAAGUUUCUCCUGAGAGGCGCCAGAGGAGCUGCCUGGAAACGAGGUGCAUGCCUUUGAAUCUGGACCAGGCCAUGUGACUUCCCUUUACCAACAGAAUGAGGUGGAAGCGACCAUGUGCCAUUUCCAAGCUGAGGCUUCCUGACACCUUGCAUGUCUCCUUUUGUACUCCGUGCUUCUGCCAUUGCCAUGAUCAAGACACCACCCAUGUUGGCCCGGUGGUCCCAAGAGGAAGAAAAGAGACUCAUGAAGAGCCAGAUUGCCUCAGCAAAGGUCCACCAAAACCAUCCCCCAGCUGAACUCAGAUGGAGUCGUGAGCAUGCUGCGCUUCCUGGUGCCUGUGCCCCGACUGCUCUGCCUCUAUGGCAGGACUGCCCCAUACUCUUCGGCAGCCGCCCUCCCCAGCCCCAUCCUGAAUCCAGACAUCCGCUACAACCAGCUGUUCAUCAACAAUGAGUGGCAAGAUGCAGCCAGCAAGAAGACCUUCCCAACAGUGAACCCCACCACAGGAGAGGUCAUUGGCCACGUGGCUGAAGGGGACCGGGCUGAUGUGGAUCGGGCUGUGAAAGCAGCCCGUGAGGCCUUCCGCCUGGGGUCUCCGUGGCGCCGGAUGGAUGCUUCAGAGCGGGGCCGGCUGCUGAACCGCCUGGCUGACCUUGUGGAGCGGGAUCGUGUCUACCUGGCCUCACUGGAGACCUUGGACAACGGGAAGCCUUUCCAGGAGUCUUAUGUCUUGGACCUGGAUGAGGUCAUCAAAGUAUACCGGUACUUUGCCGGCUGGGCCGACAAGUGGCACGGCAAGACCAUCCCUAUGGAUGGCGAGCAUUUCUGCUUCACCCGGCAUGAGCCUGUUGGUGUCUGUGGCCAGAUAAUCCCAUGGAACUUCCCCUUGGUCAUGCAGGGCUGGAAGCUUGCCCCAGCGCUUGCCACAGGCAACACUGUGGUCAUGAAGGUGGCAGAGCAGACCCCCCUUUCUGCCCUGUAUUUGGCCUCCCUCAUUAAAGAGGCGGGCUUUCCCCCUGGGGUGGUGAACAUCAUCACUGGCUAUGGCCCGACGGCAGGAGCGGCCAUCGCCCAGCACAUGGAUAUUGACAAAGUUGCCUUCACCGGCUCCACUGAGGUGGGCCACCUGAUCCAGAAGGCGGCUGGCGAUUCCAACCUGAAGAGAGUCACCCUGGAGCUGGGCGGGAAGAGCCCCAGCAUCGUGUUGGCCGACGCUGACCUGGGCCAUGCUGUGGAGCAGUGCCACGAAGCCCUAUUCUUCAACAUGGGCCAGUGCUGCUGUGCAGGCUCCCGGACCUUCGUCGAAGAAUCCAUCUAUGAUGAGUUUCUCGAGAGAACCGUGGAGAAGGCUAAGCAGAGAAGAGUCGGGAACCCCUUUGAACUGGACACUCAGCAGGGGCCCCAGGUGGACAAGGAGCAAUUCGAACGAAUCCUGAGCUAUAUCCGGCUUGGCCAGAAGGAGGGGGCAAAACUUCUCUGCGGUGGGGAGCGUUUGGGGGAGCGUGGUUUCUUCAUCAAGCCCACGGUCUUUGGUGGUGUGCAGGAUGACAUGAGGAUCGCCAGAGAGGAGAUCUUUGGGCCUGUGCAGCCCCUGUUUAAAUUCAAGAAGAUGGAGGAGGUGAUCGAGAGGGCCAACAAUACCAGAUAUGGCUUGGCUGCCGCCGUGUUCACUCGGGACCUGGACAAAGCCAUGUACUUCACACAGGCACUCCAGGCUGGCACAGUGUGGGUAAACACCUACAACAUUGUCACCUGCCACACGCCAUUUGGAGGGUUUAAGGAAUCUGGCAAUGGGAGGGAGCUGGGGGAGGAUGGGCUAAAGGCCUACACCGAGGUCAAGACAGUUACCAUCAAGAUUCCUCAGAAGAACUCAUAAGAAUGGCCACCACAGAGACCCUCCUCCAGUCCAGGAAUUCCAUAAUCACCUAGACCAGCAGUUGCCAAAUCAUUUUUUAGCCCUAGCCCCCACUUUAUUUGUCCCAAAUGAACUCUUUGAGGGAAGCUCACCAAAUAAAGCAAUUGAAAUGAGAGCUGCUCUAGUUAAAGCAGGGUUGGGGACUGGGCUCAAAGUUCUACCCACCUGCCCUUUGGUCCCAGCCCCCUUGGUGGCCCUGAGUUACUUCCAUGAAAUCUUGGGAGUCUAGAAAAUACAUUGAAGACCACCUGGACAGUGGCUUUCAGUUCUUCCUUCUGAUCCAAGAACUUCCCAGUGGAUUAACCUGAUGGCUAGGCGUUAACCUGAUGGGAAGGCGUUAGGAGUUUCGAACUAGGUGGAUGCCAAAUCUUGGCCCCAUUUUUCAGUGACUUAACCUAAAAAUUAAGGAUGCUUUUCCUUUUUAAAUUACCAGUUAUCAGGCUGUUUCGCUUGCUUACCCUACAUUUUGUUACUGAUUUUUCUUCAUUUGAGGGAAGGAGUGGACAAAGAAGGCAUUUAUAUAACCAUUCCUUUAAAGUAAACAACCCAAGUGUCCAUCAGUUAGUGAGUGAGUGGAUAAGUGAAAUGUUUCCAUGGGAUAUUCCUUGCACUACUCAGCCAUAAAAGGAAUGAAGUACUGACACAUUCUACAUGGAUGGACCUUGAAAACAUUAGGCUGAGUGGAAGAAGCCAGACAUAUAAGGCCACAUAUUGUAUGAUUCCAUUUAUAGGAGAUGUCCAGAAUAGGCAAAUCCAGAGACCCAAAGUAAAUCCGUGGUUGCCGGGUAUUGGGGGAGGAGAGAAGGGGGAGUAACUGCCAAUGGGUAUAGGAUUUCUUUUUGGGAAGUUUUGAAGGGUUCUGAAGUUGGAUAGUAGUGAGAGUUGUUCAGCUUUGUGAACAUACUAAAAAGUGCUGAAUUGCACAGCGAUUCACAUAAAAGGAUGAAUUUUAUGAUAUGUGAAUUAAUUUCAAUUAAAAAUUAAAUAAAAAUACUCAUAAUUCCAUUUGCAAAUGAA